Aspergillus tanneri is the source of this 3468-nucleotide messenger RNA. RefSeq names its product tRNA (34-2'-O)-methyltransferase regulator RTT10. The coding region runs from base 1 to 3468 and encodes 1155 amino acids. The transcript has 3 exons. Lineage: Eukaryota; Fungi; Ascomycota; Eurotiomycetes; Eurotiales; Aspergillaceae. Gene Ontology annotation, molecular function: protein binding. Gene Ontology annotation, cellular component: cytoplasm. Gene Ontology annotation, biological process: tRNA methylation. The record is from RefSeq and is a predicted model, not a curated record.
AUGCAUCCCUCGCUGGAGCACAUUGAUGCUUGCCUUCCUAUAGCAGCGCUGAAAGCAUUUGAUCUGGGAGAUAAUAGGCUUCUUUUUGAAGGCCAAGGUCCACAUGUGCGGUUGUUUGAUGAAGGCAGCGGCAGACUGCUAGCCAGUCUGCAGACUUUCAAGCGAAGCAACAUCCAUGGAUUCAUUGUUCUCAAUCAAGAGCAGCAAGAUACAGCGAAAGCAUGUGCUCAGCUUCUAGCCUGGGGAGGCGAAUCAUUGAGACUCCUUAGCUUGUGUAUUACUAACAAGCCCUCUGGUGAAGUGGAGGCGUCUUUACGGACCACAUGUGCUGAGUAUUUGGCACCAGAUUGGAUAUUGGCCGGAUGUACGCCUGACAUCAAAAAGGAACCAAUGGAAGCCUACAUGGUAACAGCCCAUAAUGCGAUUCUUCGCAUGUCUGUUGUAGACGGGACCUCCUUAGGAUACGCGAAGAGUAUUCGAUUGCAACACCUCGUGGCGGGAGUUAAAACCCUUCUCUACUCGGCUGAUACCAUUUCGUGCUCGUCCUCUCACAUCCUGAUUGCUUCCGGGACCAUCUUUGGCGAAGUUAUUGUCUGGUCUUGCUAUUUAAACGAAGAGGACAGUCUUUUCAAUGCAGUGGCCUCAAUUCAUCACUUUUUUACCGGUCACGAAGGGUCUAUUUUCGGAGUCCGGAUAUCCCAUAUGGUCUCUUUACCUGGCAACUCUACUGGACGACUGCUGGCUAGCUGUAGUGAUGAUAGAACCAUCAGAAUCUGGAACAUAUCUGAUUGUGAGAAGUCAUCACGCCAUGAUCCUUCUGCCUAUUCCACGGACGGCUUCGAACUUCGAACCACAGGUUUUGGUGAUAGCACUCUCGGCUCCGAGUCCUGCAUCGCGAGUGCUUUUGGCCACCAGGCGCGGAUAUGGAAUGUGUUUUUUCUCACGACAACGAUUGGUGACAAAGGUAGACUGAAUCUUGUUUCGCGUGGUGAAGAUGCCACUUGUCUCGUGUGGGAUCUCAGCUGGGAUCCUUCGUCGCCAGAAUCGGACUUCAAGCUGAGUGAGAUUUCUAACCUGCAUCAACACUCCGGGAAGCACAUAUGGGCUUCUGAUAUGCGUAGCAUAGGUGCCGAGACGACAGUGUAUACUGGGGGCUCUGAUGGUGCGUUAAAGUGUUUCAAGUUAGGGAUAGACGAGACAGGGGCCGUGGUGGUGUCUAACAGAAACCGCCGCAUUAACUUUUCUGUCAACUCUCCUGGCUCUGAACCAAAGCUUGAGAACACCAUGAAAAAAAUCGGUUUUGUCACUCCAGAUUGUUUCAUCGCAACCACUACCCAGGGCGAAGUCCAAAUUUGCAGCAUCGAAUCUUCAGCCUCAGUGAAGAGUCAUAUCUUCAAAGAGACUGUAUCGGUGGAAGAAGAUCUUCGCUCAUAUUGUGCGAUUGCUGGUCUACCACAACAUGGGCUGGCACUGUUAGGGAAUGCAAGAGGAUCUAUACGGCUGUACAAUCACCACGACAAAUCACUGUCCAUUUUAGCGGAGACGGGCCAAAUGCCACAGGGGCUUUUCGCCCUUGACUACCAACGCAGCACAUGUGGGUCAGCAGGGACGCUGUUCUUCCUCACAUCACAUGCAAGAUUCGACAAAGCAGACUUAUUCAUGGUCACAAUAUCAGAGAAUGAGAAGCCACAAGUGAAGAAUAUAACGAUGACUCUUCCCAGGCGCUUCGUUGUGGGAAGUGCCUCCUUAGUGUAUUGUGGUGAUAAAUAUCUAGCAUUGGGCUCUCAACGAGGUUCACUGGCUAUAUACCCGAUUACCCCGGCAGAGUCUCCCUUGCAGCCUCUACUGGACGAGGUCAUGCAUCCAGAGGGCGUCAACUCGAUUGAAUCAUUCUCAUCUCUUUACGGGGGCGCGGGAAAGUCCCUGAACUAUUUCUUGACCUGCGGCCGGGAUGGCUUCUACAGUCUCCAUACUUUGUUGAAGGAUUCACAAGAAAUAGUCUCUCUCCAGACCAUCCAUCACUCCAUUCCUCUUCCAAGAUUCAAUAUGAUGGGUGUCUAUGUUGACAAAGCUUCUUGGGAUCUUAUGCUGUAUGGUUUUUCGGGCUCGGAUUUCAUUCUGUGGAACGAAUCCACAAACUCGGAGGCUGCUCGGAUGACCUGCGGUGGAUGUCAUCGAAUCUGGGCCUUCUAUCCCAGCCAUACACAGCCAGGCUCCGGUUUGCUUGUAUGGAUCCAGUCUCACCUUGUGGCUUUCCAGAUCCAGGGCGAGGCCAGACGUACUUUACGAGCUGGAGGCCCUGGAAGAGAAAUCAAAACCAUGGGCGUAUCGCCCUCGAAUGAUGAAAGAGGAACGCUCUUUGCGACUGGGUCAGAGGAUACCGCGUUGCGGAUCUUUACACCGAUAGACCCGGAGAAAGAGAGCAGAUGGGGCGCUUUCAAAUGCCUGAGGGUCCUCAUGCAGCACCAGACUGGGUUUCAGCAUAUAGACUGGUCCAGAAAUGGAAAGUUCCUCUUCACAGGAGCAGCGAAUGAGGAGUUUUUCGUGUGGAAGAUUCGCUCAAUUCCCCUAUUUGGUCUCGUAACGAAUCUGGUCGCGUCGAGCCCGAAGAGCCAUGCAAAUUCCGAUCUUCGAGUGACCAGUUUCGACAUGAUUGAGAUCGAAGGAGAGGAAAAUGAGGGCGAUUUCUUACUCUGUCUGUCGUACUCCAACUCCACACUCAGGAUCUUCCGUUAUUCCUCGUCGGCUCAUGGAGGAUUUACGCUACUGGCCAAGGGCACAUAUACAAGCAACUGCUUAACGCAGGUACAAUUUGCACUACGCGACUCGUCCUUGGUUUUGAUCACAGCUUCUACGGACGGAUACCUUACACUUUGGAAUUUGACACCGAUCAUCAAUACUUUCUUCUCGAUCGCACCUUACGACUUGACAUUACGUCUGAAGCAACCUAUAGAGGCGAUGACGACAUCUCCGGAGGAUAUUUCCUGUGAAAAUCGAUACCAGAUCCAUUCCAAUAGUAUCAAAUCAUUGGAGAUGGUGCACGUAUCUCAAGCCGCAUCGCUGAUCAUCGCUGGCGGCGACGACAACGCGUUGACACUGUCUCUCCUGAACACGAAUUUUACCUAUGCCGAAGCCAGUGAUCGUGCCUGCACUGUCUCCAUCCCGGACGCUCACGCAGCUUGUGUAACCACCGUCAAAGUCCUUAAAAAGCAUGCAUCUCCAGAUGGUACGACCCAAAUUACCGUGGCCUCGUCUGGAAAUGACCACCAGAUUAAGAUCUGGCGGGUCGAUGUGGACGCGAAUAAGGACGGGUUUGAGGCGAUUCAGGUCCGAAAUGUGGUCGACAGUUAUAGCUCCGUGGCGGACAUAUCGACCGUUGACAUCAUCCGAGACACAACGGGGGAGACUAAGCUGCUUGUCUGUGGUGUUGGCAUGGAGAUCCUGAGCCUUCGUCUGGAUCAAUUAUGA